UUUCUUAUUUUUAAUUCCAAGUAUUAAAGAGUUGGACCAAAAAUGUCUAAUAAUAAAUGAAAUAAAUUAAAACAUUGGGCAUCCUGGAAUCGAACCCCUGUCAAUGCCUCGGGUGGCUACUAUGACAGGUACGCCUAGAGUUCAAAAUUCGUUGAGCUGUUAGCAUCUUUACUCUUUUAAUAGGAAAGUAGCUGGCUAAAAAAAUGUGGGACACGUCAAAGCACUGAAGCAGAGAGGAGGGAAGGGUUGAGUGAUAAUGAGGAUAGUAGGGCUAACGGGAGGGAUCGCAUCAGGGAAGAGCACAGUCUCUUCCAUGUUCAAGUACAACCACAUUCCCGUCGUCGAUGCGGAUGUCAUCGCUCGUGAUGUGUUGAAGAAGGGCACCGGCGGGUAUAAAAAGGUGGUGGCCGCAUUUGGGCCGGACAUUUUACAAGAUGAUGGACAAGUCGAUCGUUUGAAAUUGGGUCGAAUCGUCUUCCCUGAUGCCUCCAAACGUCAACUCCUUAAUCGGUUAUUGGCUCCCUAUAUAACUUCUGGCAUCUUUUUAGAAAUUCUGAAGCUUUGGAUAGAAGGUCAUAAGAUAAUUGUUCUUGACAUUCCAUUAUUGUUCGAGGCCAAGAUGGAUAAGUGGACAAAACCCAUUGUUGUUGUAUGGGUUGAUCCUGAAACACAACUUCAACGACUUAUUGAAAGAGAUAAUUCAACAGAGGAGGAUGCCAGAAAUAGGAUAAAUGCUCAGAUGUCUCUAGAUUUGAAGAGGAGCCAAGCAGACAUGGUAUUAGAUAACACUGGUUCUCUUCAGGACUUGGAGGAAAGGUUCAGGGAGGUACUGUCGCAAGUCAAAAGGCCCUUGACAUGGACUGAAUUCUGGCUUUCAAGGGAUGGAGCCUUGUCAGCUCUUCUUGGUGUUAUAAUAGUUGUUCUUGGUGGCAAGAAAAUUUUUACUGAUUGAUAGGUUCUACAAUCACCAGCAACUUGUGGUUUUAAAUUGGUUAUAACCCUUGUCCAUUCUUGAUGGCAGGAAGUGAUGUUGUAGUUUCAUAUGAUAGCAAAUAAGAUGAAUGACACUUAUUCCUUUCCAAUUUAAUACAUCAGAAUUCACUACUCCACCUUUGUCUUGGCAAUGUAGAAUGCAGUUGGUUUACUUUUGAUUGCUUGCCCUUAAAUAUUGAAGUGGCUUUUUGUGUAAAAGAAUGAUUUUUAUACCAAGAAAGUGAGAUUUACCAUUUAACUUUCUGUUUAAAUUGCUUUGUAUGAAUAAUCAUUUAAUACUUUUAGAUGCUGUAUCUGACAAUAUUGUUACUGAGACAAGGACUUCUGAUGUAAGUUUGAACUUGGUUCUGAGGAUUUUCAUACUCUAGAAAGGAUUGGUAAGGAAUUUGUUGGUAGAUUUUUUUUCUUUUUUUCCUUUUAAUGUUUUAGGACCAUGAAAGUAGAUACUUGUUCGUUGCUAAUGCAGCCUUACCGGAUUCACACCAGGCUGCAGAGAUUUCAUAGAUUGUAGUGGAAAAGUAUUUUAGGUAGCCUGGUCCCAUAAUUCUCCAGGGGAACUGAUAACUUAGUUGCUGUUAACCCAAGCACAUUGCAUCCCUGGCUGCUGAUAGCUUUCUAAGAUUGAUUCUGUAAGUUACUUUUUCCACCAUGAUAAAUGCUUGUGAUUCAUCUGCUAUUACUUAAAGAACAUACUCAAGUUUUACGACUAUAUUAUUUUAAUUCAUUUUUUAAUUGCCUAGUUUUAUAAUUUGAUCUUCCUCUACUUUGCAUUAAUCUUUCCUGAUGGUCCAUAAUUGAGUUAUACUUCCCAAUUUCACAAUUUACUGCCUUGACUUAUCCUCUGCUGCUUCAUUUGGUCAAGUUGACGACUAAUAUUUUUAGCAAUGUAACUUUUUCCGGCUUUGCUUUGCUAUUGAUGAGUGGUCCACUCCUGAGAUAAGUAGCCCUCAGUGAGGUUGUGUACCGCAUUAAGGUUAUUGUUGCUGUUAGAUUUUAUUGAUUUCUUCUUUUGAGAUUUGAUAACUGAGACUUUUUAAUGAUAUUAAACAUUUUCCUUUUGCAACAGUAUUGUACAAAGGACAUAAAAUCAAGACCUAUUGUGAGUUUCAAGUGUUGUCACGAGUCACACUACCCAUAAAAGCCUGGCAGAGCCAUUGGCUUAAACUAAGUGGGGGAUAAGUUUUUAUUAGAGUAUUGCGUACUGUUUCAGAAAGUCCAUGAAAGUUUCUUGUCCUCAUUUUUGGGAAAAAUAUAUGCCAAGUGCCAAUUGCUUAUUGAUAGUUGUUUUCGUUUUAUUUCCAUUUAGAGAUGCAACUUCAAGUUGCCAAUUCGGUUGAAAACUUGCUUGGUACUUUCUUGUGAAAUAAAAGAAUCUGGCCGAUUGUUGAACAAUAUAAAUACUUUUAGGGAGGAAAGAUGGCAAAUUAUAAUGUUCUCUGCCUACCAGCCGCUAACGACCAAUCGAUAACACUUAUAUAUGUGGGGUUUUUACUACCCUUUCUAGAUCAUGAAACAUAAAAAUUUGCUGAUAUAUGAGACUAAACAGAGUUAUCAGGGGAUUAUUUUGAAUUAUUGAUGGCUAAUCAGACUAAUUGGGUGAUUGGGGAAUGUUUUUAAACGUCAAUUUAUUCCGUGUUGAAGAGUCUUACUUAUUACUGAGUAUACCAACUCAAUACAAAUCCUGUCAUAGCCAGUGGUUUCAUUAUGGUAGUUGGAGAUGGUGAACUGCCAUGAAUGAGAUGAUUCAGAAUAAAAAUUAGAAAUGCGAUGGUGGUUGUUCUAAUUGAAUUGAUGGUAAAUCAGACUUGUUAGUUCGAAGACAGUACAGAGGCAUGCACCAAAUUAAUCAGGGUGUUUCUUCAAUUGAAUUUGCUUUGAGAAAAGUCGCAAUUAAAGUUGGACGUUUAGCUUGGGAAGGGGUAAAACGAGAUUAGGAUUAUGUCUUGUCCGCGCCUUGUUCAAAGAAAGGAACUCAAUAAUUUCAUUCGAUGAUAAUAUACUACUAUAAAACUUUUGUUUCUUUCGAAUUCUAGAAUCCCAAUCGAAAGUGCAGCAAAAAGGUAAUUCCACCAAGGAUUUUGCCCGAGAAUUCUAAAGGAGUUUUCUAAAUCUAAAACAUCCAAAAAAGAAAAAAAGGCCUGCUGGAAUGCAACAUUGCAUGUGAUUUUGUGAUACCCGUCAAAGGGACAGGCAGUGAGCAAAGGCAAAUACUAUCCUUUAGGCUUAUACGAACAAAUGCUAUCAUUUGGCGCCGUAAGCUGAAUGGCUUUGUUGCUGGCUCGCCGCUUGGGCGUUCAGCAGUUGGAUUUGCUGCAAAAGUUUGUUGUGGGUGGGGGGCAUGUAAGGUAAG
Durio zibethinus is the source of this 3343-nucleotide messenger RNA. RefSeq names its product dephospho-CoA kinase-like. The record is from RefSeq and is a predicted model, not a curated record. NCBI's taxonomy places the organism in Eukaryota, Viridiplantae, Streptophyta, Magnoliopsida, Malvales, Malvaceae. Gene Ontology annotation, molecular function: dephospho-CoA kinase activity; ATP binding. Gene Ontology annotation, biological process: coenzyme A biosynthetic process.